AUGUAUAUUUCUGCUUUUGGAGAGAGGAAUGAUCUGUCCUCUUCUGGAAUAAUCAAGAAUGGGUUAGACCAUGAGAAUAAGGAUAUUGAAAGUGAUACUAAUCGUAAUGUCACCUCUUCGAAACGCCGCAAUGGCCUUAUCAAGAAGGCCAAUGUGAUAUCCACACUAUGCGGUGUGAAGAUUUUGUUGGUGAUUUUUUCGCCUUCUGCACAACCCAACUCAGUCGAACAAAACUUCCGCACUCACCGUGAAGCCGUGAUGCAAAUCUUGUCUUCCCAAAUUACUUACCUUGAAAUGAAAAUUGAAGAAGAAAUGAAAAUAAAUCAAGCUUUGCGUGAGGCUGAAAAGGUCAGGCCUCCUAUUUCUGAACUUUCAUUAUCCGAGCUACAAUCCAUGAAACACAACAUCGACAUGCUUCGAUCUCAUGUUGUGCAAAAGCUAAUGAAAGUUCAUGCCCAAGCUAAGAUUGCUCAAAUAGGUAGUGGCAGCUUCUUUGGCUAUUCGUAA
Molecule: messenger RNA, 507 nt
Organism: Ipomoea triloba (trilobed morning glory)
Lineage: Eukaryota; Viridiplantae; Streptophyta; Magnoliopsida; Solanales; Convolvulaceae
Product: agamous-like MADS-box protein AGL61
Exons: 3
Coding region: 1-507 (168 amino acids)
Biological process (GO): regulation of transcription by RNA polymerase II
Molecular function (GO): DNA-binding transcription factor activity, RNA polymerase II-specific; protein dimerization activity; RNA polymerase II cis-regulatory region sequence-specific DNA binding
Source: RefSeq, a predicted model, not a curated record